This is a messenger RNA of Bombus huntii, 4117 nucleotides long. Its product is annotated as cytochrome P450 4c3-like. The transcript has 9 exons. NCBI's taxonomy places the organism in Eukaryota, Metazoa, Arthropoda, Insecta, Hymenoptera, Apidae. Bases 1604 to 3109 code for a protein of 501 amino acids. Gene Ontology annotation, molecular function: oxidoreductase activity, acting on paired donors, with incorporation or reduction of molecular oxygen; heme binding; monooxygenase activity. The record is from RefSeq and is a predicted model, not a curated record.
UGAAAGUGGCAACUCGUUUAGCGAAGAUUAACAGUUUGAUUGUGUUUGGUCGUGCUCGUGGAAAGAUUGUUAGAGAUACGCUACAUACCUAUGUAUUUCAUCUAAAAUUCUUGAAAUCAUUUCGUAAUUACGCGCGAAGCAAAGUGAUAACUUUCUUCUCGUGAAAACGGUAGCUUUCUUUCGUGUAUUACGUUAUGUAUAUUUACGAUAUUAAGAACAACGUGCAGGAGGCACGGUCAAUGUAAUUCUUAAACCUGAAGAACAUGGAUACGUUCAUCAUCCGUUACGUUUCCAGAUCACAAAGGUUAAAUGUUUCGUCGUUGAUAAUAAGUAAAUUUAUAUGCAUUUAUAGGAAAUUUGAACGCAGAGUACACACGAUACGUCAAAAUAUAUAGGACAUUAAUUUUUAAAUCGUAAUACGGUUUUCUACCAAGUCUGUACUUUUUUAAUUAUAUUCUAGAAAACACGAACUCACACAAGAAUGCGUUUAGUAAUAAUUAUCAGGAGAAUUAAUAGGCCUGUUUCGAGUGCGAUUCGCUGAUAAAAAUAUGUCUUGGGAAAUUUACAUUAUGCUUCGACGAGUUCGGCUGCACCUUUGCACGAACCGCUCGAAACAACCAAUUUCCAAACCAACUUCGUUUUCCUUUUUAGAUUUUUCUAAUCUCGCGUCAAGAUCGAAUUUUCUCGUAUUUUGUUCGAAGUAAAAAUACGUUUUUAACGCUGCGAUAUAUAAUUAGAUUAGUCGAGUGAUAUAAUUAGAUUCAGAUUAAAGAAAUACCAGAGACUGACACAAUUUGCAAAGUAUAUUUUGUAAAGGUGUUCGUUCAUCGUCCGUUGGACCGGGUAUUGGCGAUACUUCUCGAACAAAACGAUCAAAAAAGUAGAUCACCGUAUGUGACAAGUUAUUUCGCCGAGAAAUCCUUGAAUGUAAACGUAGCUUGAACCGAUAGCGUUCGAAUCGUUCGUAAUCUCUCGUGUAUCUUUCACAUUGUUACUAUUCGCAUGUAUUAUUUAUACGCGUGCACAUAACAAACAUGGACAACGUGGACGAUGUGGAGAACGUACAGGUAUUCACGAAACUCGAUUUUCUAUAGGAUAACUGACCGUUUGUAUUAUCCCUGCAAAUCGUUGCGCAUAAAUAUGAAUCGCGCGAUCGAAGAGGCUGGAGCAUGGUACGCGUGUACUAUCGGAAAAAUUCAUGCGGCGUAUGAACCGAUAUUCCGUGCAAAUGUAAAUUUUAUACACAUUUUCAGUGACACACAUACGAAGAAAUGGGGGCUCUACCUUUGUACGUAGAGUCAGUCGACGCCUCGCAUCGUACAUAUACAUGCACGUCUCACGUGUUUGUUUCUAUUGGUGGAGGAGUUAGCCACUGGCCGCUGAUGUAGUAGUAGUACACAGAGCAUUCAGUAGUAUAUAAGGGCGACUCUUUCGUACGACCACGCAUAACCGACAGGGAGUCAUUCCAUGACACGCGUUGCACGCGACCGGGGCAGUCUCUCUUCCUCCGUUUCUUCCUUUUCGUCGUUAUUCUUCGGCCGUACUGUGAUUGCCGCUUAGUUCGUCAAAGUGGUUCCUAGGGGAUUCGUCGUACUCGUUUGGAAUGUCUUUGUCGAUGAUCGCCACAGGAGGAUCGUGGCUGACGUUAAUGUUGUCCAUGUGCUUGAUGUUAAUCGUUCUGCUAUUGGUGGUCCGACGAGGGAAAUUUCUGUAUGCCCUAAGAAAAGUGCCAUACCCGCCUGCUUUGCCCAUCAUUGGCAACGCGUAUCAAUUAUGUUGCAGUCCGGAAGAAGCCUUCAAAAAGAUGCUGAAAUGGGGAAAAGAGUUAGGUGAUAUGUAUUUGGUUUGGGUAGGCAUGCGACCGUUUAUCUUCCUCUACAAAGCAGAAGCGAUACAGCCACUGCUAAGCAGUAGUGUUCACAUCGAUAAAAGCUUGGAGUAUGGAUACUUACGACCUUGGCUUGGUUCCGGUUUGGUAACAAGCACUGGUGAGAAAUGGCAUUUUCGCAGGAAAUUGCUAACACCAACCUUCCACAGUGGUCUUCUGGAAGUAUACUUGAAGACGGCAAUCAGAGAAGCCCAAAUAUUAAUCUCGUGCCUAAGUCAGGAAGUCGAUAAACCAGAAUUCGACAUUGUUCCUUAUGCCAAACGAGCGGCGUUGGAUAUAAUAUGCGAUAGUUCCAUGGGAUGUAACAUUAAUGCGCAAAAAAAUUUUGAAAACGAAUACGUGCUGGCUGUGAACACAUUAGCUUCCAUCUCGCAAAGAAGAUUUCUAAAUGUGUGGAUGGCUUUUGACCCGAUCUUUAAGCUAACAAGCUGGGGUAAAGAGUACGAUCGGGCACUUCGUGUUACUCAUGGAUUCAUUAACAAAAUAAUCGCGGAAAGAAAAGCCGAGUGGAAAGCCAAAAAGGAUGAGAAUUGCCAUGAACGGUCUCAUAAACGUCAAGCUCUGUUAGACUUAUUGCUGGAAUUAUCGAAAGAUGGAGAAGUACUUAGUGACGUUGAUAUCCGUGAUGAGGUGAAUACGUUUAUGUUCGCGGGUCACGAUACCACUGCGACCAGCAUAUCCUGGUUCCUGUAUGCAUUAGGAAGACAUCCUCAGUACCAGGAAAAAAUUCUUGAAGAAUACUACGAGGUAGCAAAAGCGGAAGAAUUAUCUCUAGACAUACUAAGCAAAUUAACGUGGUUAGAAGCGUGCAUAAAAGAAUCUUGGAGAAUUUACCCAGUAGCACCACUCAUCGCAAGACAAAUUUAUCACCCUAUUACCAUUUUGGGACAUGAAAUUCCAGUAGGAUCGACGGUUCUGGUAAAUUCGUUCCUUCUUCAUCGGGAUAUUCGAUACUUUCCAGAGCCAGAUACUUAUCGACCAGAACGAUUUCUUCCCAAUGGACCAAAAUAUCCUUCUUAUGCUUUCAUUCCCUUCAGUGCUGGCUCUCGUAAUUGUAUAGGGUGGAAAUAUGCCACGAUGAUCGUCAAAGUUCUUAUUUUGCAUAUAUUGAAAAAUUUCCAAGUCAAGUCCUUAGAUACAGAGGAUCAACUUCGUUUCACCAGUGAAUUGGUAUUACACAAUGCUAAUGGACUUCGUUUAAAGAUUACACCACGAAAAUAGGGAAGUCUUGUUUAAUUUUAUUGCAGCAAUAUAUACGACUGAGUGAAAUGAAAAGAUCGAAAUAAUAUAUAUAUAUAUUAUUAUAGUGAAAUGGAAAGAUCGAAAUAAUAUAUAAUAAUUAUAUAUUAUUUCGAUCUUUUCAUUUCACUAUAAUGAUAUAUAUAUAUAUAUAUAUAUAUAUAUAUAUAUAUAUAUAUAUAUAUACAUACUUUGAACUGUAAGCAAAAGGCUGAUUUUUUCUGCAUAUCAAUGUUAGAGAGACCAUAUUUUGUGAUAACAAUAAUGAUGCUAAUUUAUGUUAUAUUCUUAUGUUUAUCACGACAGUCAUUCGUAUUUAUUUAAGAGCAAAAAAAUAUCAUAAGAAAUUAGUUUGAUAGAAUUUGUAUAAUGAUCAGUAGGAAAUAUCUAUCUGUAAAUUAUAUAAACAUUAAGCAUUGACUGUAUAUUGUACAAAUCGUAUUAUAUUGUUGUGGAGCUUAAGAGUCAUAAUAAUCAAAGUUUUUGUAUUCCUUUUAUACAAUUAUUUUAUGUCUUUCAGAUGUUGCCACAUUAAGUUAUUACAAUUGUAUCUCUAAUUUUAUAUGUUAACAGCCAUUUGCGUAAUUGAUAAAAAUUUUGUUAUUAGUAAGUAGGUUUCUCGCUGCAAUUAUAACUAUUUUGAAGUUCCAACUCGUUGAGAAGGACUUGUGUAAUAUAUGUAUGUAAUGCUACUUUAAGUUUAAUCGAUGUUUAUCUAUAAUGGCAAAGGAUGCAAAAAUGCUAGGACAUUGUAUUAGUGUACUGACUAAUGACUAGGAAACUGUUGGUUAUCUCGAAAGUGAUAUUAAAUUUCGUGUAUAUUUUCUUAUUAGAUAGCUAUAAUACUUCGUUACUAAGUACUUUGCAAUUAUAAUUAUAAUCAUAAUUAUAAAAGCAUAAUUGUAAUAUUGUGAUAUUUUAUAAUAUCUAUAGUUUAUAAGAUGAAAAUAUGAGUAAGAUGAAAAUAUGAUAGGAUAUUAUACAUUUUUA